This is a messenger RNA of Clarias gariepinus (North African catfish), 2340 nucleotides long. RefSeq names its product coiled-coil domain containing 97 (gene ccdc97). NCBI's taxonomy places the organism in Eukaryota, Metazoa, Chordata, Actinopteri, Siluriformes, Clariidae. The transcript is spliced from 6 exons. The record is from RefSeq and is a predicted model, not a curated record. The coding region runs from base 299 to 1276 and encodes 325 amino acids.
AAGAUAAAAAAUGGCGCACAGAGCACAAAUCCCAGAAUGCUAAUGCUAACAGAGUGUACAGUAGGCUGUUUGUUUAUACUCAGUGUGGUGCACUUGAUGUAUAUAGUUUGUGAUUCGUCAUUGUGGUCAGAGCCAGUGUAAGUUCUCUUAGCUAAGCUGUCAGGGAGGUGUUUUUAUUUUUAUUUCAGCAACCACGAUAUUUAGCAGAAAUUGCUAGUUAGCAUGAUUAGCUCCCUGCACUGAGACUGUGGUGUGUUCCUGGUUUAUCCUUUACCAAAGUUUAAACUCAGCAUCAGAAAUGUGGGGCGAAAUCGAACCGUGCAUCAGUCCUGCCAGUCCUGCGCCCUGCGAGCCACACAGUGAUGUAUUGUCAGAGGAUGAGGACAGCAUGGACCAGUGCGCCAGUGAGCCCUCAAACCUCACUGCACAUGAUGUCAGUUCCAGUUCCAGCCCUCUGGAUGCCAUGAUGUCAGCCAUAGUGAUCAGUGGAAGUCCAGUAAAGAGCCAGCAGAUGGGAGAACCUGACCUUACUAUGGAGGAGAAAAAGCAGCUGCUGAUGGAGCAGUACAACACCAAGCCGGUCGUCUUUCUCGAGCGCUAUCACACUCAUUUAAAACCCGAGCAUCUGGUGGCCUUCUCGCACGUCAGCGGUGACUGUAGGACGCAGUAUUACUGUACCGAAGUUCAGAAACGAGCGUCAAGAUCGGCCAACAAGACCAGAGUGCGAAACCAUCGCUAUGCCGCUCUCCGUGCACUUCAGAAGGAGGGUCAGUACUUCAGCGAGGAGCAGAUGCGUUUUCGGCAGCCUCUUCUGUACGAGCAGUACAUCGGUCAGUAUCUCAGUGAGGAGGAGAUCCUGCAGCGGUCUGAAGAAGCCAUGCAGAAGGGCCCGGCUGGUCUCUCUGACCUACUCAUCGACUCUUAUCAGGAGCAACAGCUCCAGAAACGCCUGCAGGAGGAGCAGGGACAAGAGGACAGUGCUACCCAGGAGGAAGAGGAGGACGAUGAGGAGUCUCCACAGGCAGAAUGGAAACCGACAGCAGAAGAGAAAGUCAUGCUGAGAGAGGAGUUUCUGAGUCAAAUGCAUCAGCGCUUCCUAGAGGGCAAAGAUAAAGACUUUAAUUACAGCGAAGUGGAUGAGAACCCAGAUUACGACAACCUGGACAUUUUAAGUCAUGAUGCUGAAGAAAGGUACUUUGAUGAAGAGGAGGAACUUGAAGAGGAAGAGGAGGAACUUGAAGAGGAAGAGGAGGAGCAUGAGGGUGACAACAACUAAGGGGUUUUGGAAAUGUUUUUUGUAAAUUGCUGCAGUGUGUAGGGGCUUGUAGUGUGUACAAGUUUUCAAGUAUAUAUUUUUCUAAGAAGGUGAGUGACAUGGUGAGACACUUCCCAAUACAGUACUGCAUCCUCUAAGUGUAGUGUCCAGGUGACAUGGAUAAAUAUAUUUCCUACUUGUGUAAAUACUGUACAUUUAAGAACACCGGAACAUUUCUUUAAGAUUCUACUUUAAAAACAUGUUUACCGUCACAAAACCCUCAGUUUGUAAUUUUUUUAAGCGCACUCGGUUGCUGCUAAGACGACCUAUAGCAUCUAGAGUACUGGGGAAAAGUCUUGAGGCCCCGAAUUUCUUUGUUUUGCACCCAAAGAGACAGACAGACCUUCUUGUAUUUUUAAGGUAGUCUUGAGAAAUAGUUCUCCAGGCUUCAUUGAGGACUUUUUUUUUUUUUUUUGGUCAUCUCAUUAUUUUCAGUCCAGUCCCUAAUCUGUUUCAGAGGAAUGUUAAAACAUCAUAUGAUCAGGCUGGUGAUUAGUAUACUGCUGAUGCUGGAACAGACAAGAGGGAAAAGAAGGGCCGCUGCUGUAGUUGUUACAUAAAAAAAAAAAAAAAACAUUUUUAAAUUAAAUCUCUAGGCACUUUUCAUUUUUCCCCCAUUUCUCUAGUCUACAUUUAACUUAAUAUGAAGAAAUGACGACUCAAGAUUUCUGCCCAGUAAUGUAUAGAAAUCAGUUAAAACAAUGUACACCUUAAGGUUUGUUAGAAAGAAAGGUGGUAGAGCCUACUUCUGGGCCAAAGACUUAAACAUGUAAUCUACUGCAUGUGAAUAGUGUGAUUACAUUUCUAAAAAUCACAUUAGAAAAUCUGCUGAAGAGCUAGGUUUAUAUUGAGCAUCUUAGCUUAAUCUGACAUUUAACGUAAAGCAUGUUUGUAAUUCUAUAUCACAACCAUAAAUCACAAAAAUGUAAGUAAAAAAAUCUAUACCUGUAAAUAAAGGCAAGUCUAGCUUAGCAUUUAGUAUUUUCCAUAUUAAAAAUGCUGUUUGUCCUUCUAAUGACCUUACU